GCCCGGGCACAGCGUUUCCACGCACUGCGUUCCAGACUCGGGCGGAGCCGCGGCAACAGGAAGCGGCAAUCGGGGAGUCCCGGCGCGCGGGCGCGCGGGGCGGGCGGGGCCGCGUUCUUCUAACCGGACUCUAACCGCCGAGCGGCCCGGAGAGGUGCGAGGGUACGAGAUGAGCUAGGGCGGGCCGGAUCGGGUUUUAAUGUCUUUAUUUGAUGGAAAAGAGGAAACUUUGAAGCUUCUCAACUUAAAACUUAGAAAAAAAAAUAUUGUUGUUGAAGAUGAUCUUAAUUCCAAGGACCUCACAGACUUAAAAAGCUACUGACAUAAUGACUGACAUAAUGAAUUUGUCUUCUCCAGUCAGCCAUGUUGAUCAUGAAGCUAAACGCUUAUGUAGUGCCAAGAGUGGGUCACAGUCACUACAGAAUAGCAGUGCAUCAGAAUUGGACAUUGCUGAAGAUCUGAAAAGGAAACUCUGUCAAGCCAAAGAAGAAAAAAUAGACAUAAUCAUUAAACACAAUCAAGAACUGCGUGACUAUGAAAUCCAGAUUGUCAAAUUACGAUCUGAAUUUGAGAAAGGAGAGGCAAUUCGACAAAGGCUGGAAUAUGAAUUGGCAGUUGCCAAAAAAGAUGCCCGUUUGAGAAUACAUACCGUAGAAGAAGAGUUAAGUGAUGCAAGAAGCAAGCUUGCAGAGCUGCAAGUGUUCAACGAAAAGCUUCAGCAGAGACUGGUAGAAACUGAGAAAACAUUUCAUAUUGCUCAACAGAAGUGGAAAGAACAACAACAAAGACUUGCAAGUGAAAAGGAUGAUAUUCUCAGAACACACAAGGAUGAAUAUGAAUUGCUUCUUAAGGAAAGAAGUGAGCUAGAAAGCGUUUUGCAGAAGCAGAAUAGCGCUCUGCAAAACUUAAGUAAGAAGGUGAAAGAUAUGGAGCUGGAACAUCGUGACUGUUCAGAAAUGCUCACUCGUCAUGUACACAAGCUUGAACACAGUGCUGAACAAGAGGAGCAGCUUAAAAAAGAACUCGAAGCAGCAACAGACAGAAUAAAGCAAUUGGAAGAAAGCAUUGAAGAAGAAAGAGCAGCACAUUUGAAAUCUAAAUUCAAUUUGGAAAUCACCCAGAUGAGAAUUCGAGAACUUGAAGGAGCUUUACAAAUGGAAAAAGUCAGCCAGGCAGAAGCUCUUUCAGACUUAGAGAUGAUCAGGAAGGAAUUCAAAGAGGUAGAAAAUGCGUAUGAGAGAGAAAAACAGAAAGCCCAAGAGAACUUGGAAAAAGUCAAUAGAUUAGAAAGGGAGUAUAUCUCCACAAACAAGCAAAUGAAUGAGAAGAUAGAGGAAAAGAAGGAGGUAAUUAAAGAUCUGUUGGAGAGACUACGGGAGAAUGAAAAAAUUCACAGAGAACUACAAGAUAAACUUGCAAUGGCCAAGAAACACCAGGUCUUUGUAACAGAGACAUACGAAAACAACAUGAUGGAGCUGAAGUUACUCUUGGACAGCUUUGCUAUGUCAGGCCAGCGGACAGCAGGCUCUCAUAAGGACAAAGAUAAACCUUCAAGCCUCUCUGUCCUUGAGACUUUGAGGUGUACCUUGACAGCUUACCAGAACAAGCUGGAAGACACAUCUAAUGAGCUUAAGAAAAUGAACACUUUGUGUGAAAACACAGCAAAAGAGCUUGAGGUAUCCAAAGACAAGAUGUAUGUUUUAAGUCAAGACCUUAAGGAAGCACGGGAUAAGCUGGCCGAUGCCAAUAAAGAGUUAAAUCAUCUGCAUACUGAGUGUGCAGACAGAACAGCUUUAAUAGGAACUUUACAAAUGGAACUACAGAAUGUGCAGCAGCGCUGGGAGGAGGAGAAAGUACGUGCCACAGAAUCUGAAAAUGAAAUCCAGAAGCUUACCAGGGCUUACCAGAAGGAUAUGGAGGAGAAGCUAACCUUCCUUCAUGGCUUGUACCAGCGUUUGGUAGCUGGCUGUGUGCUUAUAAAACAACCAGAAGGCAUCCUAGAUAGAUUCUCUUGGUCGGAGCUUUGUGCAGUCUUGCAGGAGAAUGUUGAUGCCCUGAUCUUAGACCUCAACAGGGCUAAUGAGAAGAUAUCUCACCUAGAAUAUAUUUGUAAGAACAAGUCUGAUACUAUGAAGGAGCUUCAGCGGAGCCAGGAAGAUGAUAUUAGCAAAAUGGCUGAACAGAUGAAAGCACAGGAAAGCUGUUGGCAGAAACAAAAAAAGUGCCUGGAACAGCAGUACUCAGAUCUCCUUGGGGAAGUUCAUGCAAGGGCACAGGAAUACCAAGAAACAGCAGAGAACAACAAAGAAAAAAUCUGCGUCCUUGAAAAAAGACGGGAGCAAUUGGCCCUUGAAAAUCUCUAUGUGAAAAAUACAUUAACACAGAUUCGGAAGGAGCAUUCAUCUCUCCUGGCAGCAUGUGCGCUAUUGGCAGGUGCCCUGUAUCCUCUCUAUGGCCGAUCAUGUGCCAUGGCUAUACAAAGAGACCUUCUUCAGGAGCAGGUCAACGUUUAUGAAUUAGUCAACCAGGAAAUUAGGACUCUUGUUCAUGUUCUCUCUGGUGUAGAUGGGGAGAAGGAAGAUGAUGCGAAAAUUAAGAAACAAAAAUUCAGAGGCCUGAUACGUGUGUUCCGAAGAGGUGUGAUUGCAGUUUUGGCAGCUAACAGACUUAAAGUUCUAUCCCAGUCUUCUAGUUGCCUCUUCUCGUUGAUAAAUGGCUUUAAAGAAGGCACUGGAAUUCUAGUGUGUGUAGGGGACUCCAAAGGCAAGCAUAAUAUGUCAAGACUCAACAAGGAAGGAAUUGGUUGUGUUGAAGCACUCAACUGGUUUACUAGUUCUGAUCUCCUUACUGCAAUAAUCAGUUCUGUCACAGAAUUACAGGAUAUUAUUAGCAGAACAGACCCAAAGUCUUGUCUUUCUGGACGCUUGCUUGUAAGUGCAGCCAGGAACUCCUUUUCAAAACUUACGGACAAGCUUAAUACAAUAAUGGAGACUGUUCCAUUAGAUAGCAGCAGGAGCGUUACUUACGUGGAGAAAAACUCGUUGGUACGGAGGCUGGCUCGUGGACUUCAUAAAAUAAAUGCACAAGCUCUGGAAGCUGGAUCAUGUGACAGAUGGCCCAUUAUGAAGAGCAUAGCAUCCUUGCAGAAGCAAAUAUUUGAAUUGACGCAAAGACUUCAUACAGUAGAGGUGGAGCGCCGCUCACUACGCAUAGAACUUGCAGAAUUCAAGUUGAAUUUCAGUCAGAUGAAACAGGAGGCUGACAAAACCCAGAGCCUGAAAGAGCAAUUAAGUUUGUUUAAGCAAUCUAAAUUGAUCGCUCACAAGAGGUUUGAAAGUGCAUGUGAAGAAUUAAAUAAUGCAUUACAUUGGGAGCAUCAAGCACAAGUGCUGUUGAAUGAACAGGCACAACAGCUACAGGAGUUAAAUAAUAAACUAGAAUUGCACUCCAGUGAAGAAGCAGAUAAAAACCAAGUCUUAAGUGAAACUAUAAAGAGACUCUCCGAGGCAAAGAUGGAGCUGAGAAGAAAAGAUCAAUCUCUGCGUCAGCUCAAUAGACUUCUUACGCAGCUGGAGCAGGACAAGCGUCGACUGAAAGAGAGCAUCCAUGAUGCAGAGAGUGCCCUCUGCAUGGCAGCAAAGGACAGAGAAUUGUUCAUUAAUCAAAUGAGAUCUGUGGAAACCACUCUUCUUACGGUCAGAGAUCAGACCUUGCUGUCAUGGACUGCGGCAACCAGGAAUGACUUCACCCUGCAGCUACCCAAACUGCACCUAGAGACCUUUGCAGUAGAAGGGCUGAAGGGCAGGCCAGAGGUUGUAGCAUUUCAGGCCAUGAUUAAAAGUUUUAUGGAUGUCUACCAACUUGCAAGUUCCAGAAUUGACAUAUUAGUGAAAGAAACAGCACCUCAUCAGCUUCACACUGCAGCCCCAAUGUCCAAGCACCAAACAUUGCCUUCAUGAAUGUGGGAC
This is a messenger RNA of Tympanuchus pallidicinctus (lesser prairie-chicken), 3968 nucleotides long. It is a transcript of the gene CCDC171, whose product is annotated as coiled-coil domain containing 171. The transcript has 24 exons. The record is from RefSeq and is a predicted model, not a curated record. NCBI's taxonomy places the organism in Eukaryota, Metazoa, Chordata, Aves, Galliformes, Phasianidae. The coding region runs from base 327 to 3959 and encodes 1210 amino acids.